Asterias rubens (European starfish) is the source of this 2185-nucleotide messenger RNA. Its product is annotated as flocculation protein FLO11-like. Bases 134 to 2185 code for a protein of 683 amino acids. The transcript has 3 exons. Lineage: Eukaryota; Metazoa; Echinodermata; Asteroidea; Forcipulatida; Asteriidae. The record is from RefSeq and is a predicted model, not a curated record.
AUUGGUAACUGAUUUUGAGAACCUAAUUGAGGUACGCAACUGCAGACGUCGUUACUUGUCUAACUGACCGUAAUGGCGACUACGUGAAACCCGUGUUAUCAUACCACAGACUCUGACGAGGUUUGGAGCCAACAUGCUCAGGAGAACAACUGGGGAGGAAUCAGACAAAAUGACGGUACACUUUAUGUUUCUGGCUGUGGUGCUUGUCUUGUCGAUUUCUCCAUUUGCAUCGCAAACAGACUCAACCACGACAAAUGGACCGUUCGAAAGUGGCAGGCCUACAACGCAAAGUCAGUCAACAUCGUUGCCGGUACCAACGACGCAGUUUUCGCUCACCAAUGUCACCAUGAUGUCACACGGGACCAAUGACAGCCAAUCAACGACACAGCCAGUGGAAAUUGUUUCACAGGGAACACAAAAUGUGACCGGUGUAUUAAUCCCGAGUGAGUUAAACAACACAACAGCUUCUCAAAACCAACAAGGAACCACAAGCUUAGGCAAGACGACAUCGCAGACAACUUUGGGUCUUAGUUUGGCGGGAACGAAUAAUGGAACAACUGCUAGACCCGAUGGGGUUAACACAACAAUGCCACAAGGGGCUAAUGGCAGCGACUCGACGACACAGACGACGGAAACUAUUUUACCUGGAGGACAAAACUCGACCAUUGCAACACUCCCGAGUGGGCUUAACAAAACAACAGUAUCUCAAAAUCUGCAAGGAACAACCAGUGUAGGCCAGACGACAUCACACACAACUUUGCCACUCAGUUUUGCGGUAACGAAAAAUGGCACAACUGCAAGAUCCGAUGGGGUCAAUACAACAAUGUCACAUGAGACCAUUGACAGCGAUUCGACGACACAGACGACGGAACCUAUAUUACCUGGAACACUAAAUUCGACCAUUGAAACCCUCCCGGGUGAGUUAAACAACACAACAUCAUCUCAAAACCAACAAGGAACAACAAAAUUUGGCCAGACGACAUCUUACACAACUUCGGCACCUAGUUUGAAUAAUGAAACAACUGCGAGAUCCGAUUGGGCUAAUUCAACAAUUGCGUUGCUCACUACUGAGUCUGUAUUCAACAACACACAGUCAUUCCUGUCGUCAAAUCAUACCUCUGCAGGAACCACAGACAAGUCAGACAUUUCUCAAACGGAUACUUCGACACUUCCCGUCCAUACGGAUGAAACGAUCACAACCUCGUCCCCAAACCAGACGUCACUACUUCAGAACGAGACACAGUCGCCAUUUGUAACGGCAACAGCCAACUCGUCCCCUAACUCCACAGGAGUGGAUGCGAAUAUGACCAGCACGUGGACAACUCGACCACUACAAUCAGAUGAGGCUAAUGAGCAAACUAUGGGAGUCACACAAGAAAUCCUACCUGGAAAAAGCAGAGUGCCAGCAUCCCUAUCGUCGAACAAUAAUUUGACGACCACAAAUUCAGUUUCAGACAGUAAUUCGACAGAAGCAAUGGAAAGUGCACCUUCUACGACACUGAACGGAACACCAACCGCAGCUAUUAACAAUUCGUCCUUGCUUCCUGGAAAAGAACUUGCAACUCCUACACCUACCCUCGACUCUAAUGUUAAUGCUACAACGCAAGUUUCUACAAUGCCCCUGAACAUAACGCUUCCAGUGACAUCAACACUUCCAUUUUCAGAAGUGUCGGGAACGAUCAGUGCUGUUAACAACACUCAAAAUACAACAUCUUCGACUUCUUUAGAUUACAUUACAGUGAAUGUCACGCUCCCAGCGACGACCACGUUAAUCGAGGUACCACCAGUUAGUGUCGAAGAAGUUGUGUCUACGGAAACAACCGAUCUGAAAACCGUCGAACAUCAGGGCUCAAGCACGACAGAAAUACUGACUAGUCAACUAAGUACAUCACUUUUGACGAAUUCCUCGACCAUCUUACCAAGUACACCAAAUAGUGUCGACAACGACCAAAUGUCCACAGACCUUGGAGGACGAGACCAAACACAGCCAUCAACCCAAACUGACGACUUUCCAACAACGGAUAAUGUCGAACCGAAGUCUUUCAACGGCGUUCUGAGAAUCACUUCAAUGGAUGGUCAGGUUGCAGCUUUUAACUCUUCUCUUAGCGACCAUAACAGUCUCUACUUCCAAAAGGUUGCAGGUGAAGUCGAGAAAGCCGUAACUGGACAAGCUCUAUCACAAUAA